GAUGCACUGAUUCCUAUUGAACAAGCUGCAAGACAGAAGGUUGCAGAACUCUAUUUUGGAUACUGAGAAGAGUCGGGAUCAGUUCUAAAAGCAAUCUUGCAGGCUAAGGAGUCCAACCAAAUUGAGGGAAUAUAUGGAAGAAUGGGUGACCUUGGUGCUAUUGAUGCUAAAUAUGAUGUUGCCAUAUCAACGGCUUGCCCUGGACUUGAUUAUAUUGUAGUGGAAACAACAGGUGUAGCACAAGCAUGCGUUGAGCUACUUCGGAGGGAGAAUCUUGGUGUUGCAACUUUCAUGAUAUUGGAGAAGCAAGUUGAAUUUUUACGCAAGUUGAAGGAGAAGAUAAGCACUCCAGAGGGAGUUCCGCGUCUUUUCGAUUUAAUUAAAGUUCAGGAUGAAAGAAUGAAACCUGCUUUCUUUGCAGCACUGGGAAACACUGUUGUAGCUAAGGAUCUUGACCAAGCAACACGUAUUGCAUAUAGUGGAAACAAAGAAUUUCGACGUGUGGUAACACUUGACGGUGCUCUUUUUGAAACAUCUGGUACAAUGAGUGGUGGAGGAAGUAAGCCUCGUGGUGGCAAAAUGGGGACAUCUAUUCAAGCUUUUAGUGUGUCGUGA
This is a messenger RNA of Quercus robur (English oak), 615 nucleotides long. Its product is annotated as structural maintenance of chromosomes protein 4-like. Bases 142 to 615 code for a protein of 157 amino acids. Gene Ontology annotation, biological process: mitotic chromosome condensation. The transcript is spliced from 4 exons. The record is from RefSeq and is a predicted model, not a curated record. NCBI's taxonomy places the organism in Eukaryota, Viridiplantae, Streptophyta, Magnoliopsida, Fagales, Fagaceae. Gene Ontology annotation, cellular component: chromosome. Gene Ontology annotation, molecular function: ATP binding; protein binding.